AUGGGAUGUAGCGGGCGGCUGCUGGGACCCGCCGGGGGCCGCCGCGCCUCGCUGCUCCUCACCAUGAUCCUCUUCUUCACCUACUUCUUCUCCUGCCUGCCCGGGCCCUGCGAGCCGCUGCCGCCCGCGCUGCUGCUGCCGCCGCCCGCCGCGCUGCCCGCGGGGCCGGGGGAAGCGGCGGGGGGCUCGGGGGGCUCGGGGGGCUCGGGGAGCCGCCGCUUCCCCCAGGCCAUCAUCGUGGGCGUGAAGAAGGGCGGGACGCGGGCGCUGCUCGAGUUCCUGCGGGCGCACCCCGGGGUGCGGGCGGUGGGUGCUGAGCCCCACUUCUUCGACAGGUGCUACGAGAAGGGGCUGCGCUGGUACAGGAGCCUGAUGCCACGCACCCUGGAGGGACAGAUCACCAUGGAGAAGACUCCCAGCUACUUUGUCACCAAGGAGGCGCCGCGCCGCAUCCACAACAUGUCGCGGGACACCAAGCUGAUCGUGGUGGUGCGGAACCCGGUGACCAGGGCCAUCUCUGACUACACACAGACCCUCUCCAAAAACCCCUCCAUCCCCAGCUUCCAGGCCCUGGCCUUCAAAAACCUCAGCACGGGACUGAUCGACACGAGCUGGAGCGCCGUGAGGAUCGGCAUCUACGCCAAGCACCUGGAUAACUGGCUGCAGUACUUCCCGCUCUCCAAAUUCCUCUUUGUCAGCGGGGAGAGGCUGGUCAGCGACCCUGCCGGGGAGAUGGGGCGUGUCCAGGACUUCCUGGGGCUCCAGAGGGUGGUGACGGACAAACAUUUCUAUUUUAAUGAGACCAAGGGCUUUCCCUGCCUGAAGAAGCCGGAGGGGGGGAGCAAACCUCGCUGCCUGGGGAAAUCCAAGGGGCGGCCACACCCCAAAAUCGACGGGCAGGUGGUGCAGCGCCUGCGGGAGUUCUACAGACCCUUCAACAUGAAGUUUUAUCAGAUGACAGGGCAGGAUUUUGGGUGGGACUGAGCCCAUCCCCAGGGCACGCUGCCGGGCUGGCACCUGGGCUGCCAGGA
This is a messenger RNA of Oenanthe melanoleuca, 1031 nucleotides long. RefSeq names its product heparan sulfate-glucosamine 3-sulfotransferase 6 (gene HS3ST6). Gene Ontology annotation, molecular function: [heparan sulfate]-glucosamine 3-sulfotransferase activity. The coding region runs from base 1 to 984 and encodes 327 amino acids. The transcript has 2 exons. Lineage: Eukaryota; Metazoa; Chordata; Aves; Passeriformes; Muscicapidae. The record is from RefSeq and is a predicted model, not a curated record.